Molecule: messenger RNA, 634 nt
Organism: Arvicanthis niloticus (Nile rat)
Lineage: Eukaryota; Metazoa; Chordata; Mammalia; Rodentia; Muridae
Source: RefSeq, a predicted model, not a curated record
GCUGCUCCUGCAUGCAGGGAGCUCAGGCAAGCUCAGAAGUCCCGACAUGGGUAGAAUGACCUAUGAUGAUGUGCAUAUGAAUUUCACUCAGGAAGAUUGGGCUUUACUGGAUCCUUCUCAGAAGAGUCUCUACAAAAAUGUGAUGCUGGAAACCUAUACAAAUCUUGCUGCUAUAGGCUACAUUCGGGAAGACCAUAGUAUUGAAGAACAUUUUCAAAGUUCUGGAAGACUUAAAAGGCAUGAAAGAAGUCAUACUGAAGAGAAAUCCUCUGAGUUUAUUCAACGUGGUAAAGCCUUUGCAUUUCAGAGUUAUAACCAAAGACAAGAAAGAAUUCAUACUAGAGAGAAACCCUAUGAAGGUGUUCAACAUUGUGAAGCCUUUGCAUAUCACAGUAGACUCCAAAUGCAUAAACAAAUACAUACAGGAGAGAAACCUCAUAAGUGUAAUCAAAGUGGGAAAGCCCUUGGAUAUCAAAUCUCCUGUAUCAUAAAAGAACACAUACUGGAGAGAAAACAUGAAUGUAGUGAAUAUGGUAAAGCCUUAAUAUGUCACAGUCAUCUUCACAUACAUAAAAGAACACAUACUGGAGAGAAGCCCUUUGAAUGUGACCAAUGUGAUAAAGCCUUUGCAUGA